AUGCUCGCCCUCGACUCGGCUACUACCGACGACAUGCUCGCAAUAUUGCCGACGAGCGCAACCACGAUCGACUUUGGGAAGCCGUCGGCAUCGACGCUCACUGUGCUGCCCACCCGCGCCUCGUUGCCCAACAUGGCUUCCACUUCCACCGCAUCCUCCUCAGAGCCCACCCCAGUACCGGCUACAAAGGGCAAACGAGUGCAUGCUUUAUUGGAAUUACUUUCGUCAGAACGGGCUUAUGCAUCCGACCUGUCCCUCGUCCGCGAGCUGCACAUCCCCGCAGCCCGCGGCCACCUCCCGCACACCGGCCCGCCUCCCCCGACACCACCCGCCUCGUCCGGCUCCUCGGCGCGCACGGCCUCGAUGGCAUCCAACGACUCGAGCUAUCUCGAGCACGGCCCGGCGAUGACACCAGAAGAUGUCCGACAAGUGUUCGGCAAUAUCGCCGAGGUUGCCCUGUUCGCGGAUACGUUCGUGGAUCGCAUCGAGGAUGCGCUCGGGAACGUGUUGGAAGGGGGCGUCGGCCUAGAUAGAGUUGGAGCAUUAUUCUUGGAUAUAAUACCGCUUAUGGAACCACCUUACGCCGUCUACAUAUCGCACCACACACGCGCCCUCUCCUACCUUGAAAACAUGCCCCGUACGCCGGCGCUGGCAGCUUACCUAGCGCACACCCGCGCCUCGGCCGCUUCCUUCUCCCACGCUUGGGACCUCCCAUCUCUCCUCAUCAAGCCCGUCCAGCGCCUGCUCAAGUACCCGCUGCUUCUACACACAAUAAUCCAAGACACGCCGCAGACGCAUCCGGACUACGAGUCUUUGGUCCAAGCAAAGGCGCGCAUCGAGCGUGUGGCACAUGCUGUCAACGAACAACAGCGCCGACGUCAGGUGGUCGCAUCUAUCCUCGCCGAACCGCCACAGGCGCUCCAGAUCAGGAAACGCACCCUCCUCGCCCGGACACAUAGCAGCAAGGGCCGGCCCGGGACUGCCGAUGGGGACGACGGGCUGGAUGGAGACGACAGCGAGAGCGCUGAGCGGCUGAAGGCGAUGGAGGUUGAAUUGCGCGCUGCGCUCGAGUUGUUCGAUAAGCUCGCCGACGCGGCCGACGCCUGGGCCGCAAGUUGCACCGCCGCCACCAGAACCCUAUCUGUCUGGGCUCAUGCCUUUGGCGCCCUGUUGGGUCUGGACCCACCCCCUUUACCUGCAGACGAAGAGGACUCUAUACGCUCGCACAACGGGCUCGACGAGGAGGAGCCAAACGACGCGUACGGCGCAUUCCUCAAUCUCGUUGAUAAGCGCCUGGCGGCGCUCUCCCACGACGCUGCGUCGCUUGUUGCAGAGCAGCUGCGCCCCAACUUGACAAAGCUGAAGGCGGUCGCAUCACAACCUCUGACGCUACUCAACGCACUACACGCCUUGCAACCUGCCCACGCAGCAGUACUGGCUCAUCCCGCGAACAAGGGAAAGCCGGAUAAACAGCUUCAGGAGCACGCCUCUCAGUACGCCGCCCUGCGGGCACAACUGCUGGACGAGCUUCCCGCAGCGCUCGCAUUAGCCCGCGCAGGAGCAUCAGCCUGUGCGGCGGCGGCGGUGCGAUGGCACACCCUCUGGUUCGCAGGUGCACGGGCGGGGUGGGGAGCUCUAUGGGAGAGCCUACGUUUACCCGAAGAAGCGACUGCGAGGGGAAGAGAAGAGACGGAGGCGGUAUGGCGUGCACGGGCCGCCGAUGCUCACGCGUCAUUGGCUGUAUUGAGAUCAUUGAGGCCGCCCGUACCGAUCGCACCGUCUAGGAGGGAUAGCGCGGGGAGCAGCAGGAGUGCGGAUGCGGAUAAGAGCGUGAGGGCGCUUGUGGCGGCUAGCAUGUUCAACGCGCUUGAGCCUGCUGUGUCUGGGCGUUCGCCGAGUUUUGCGGAUAGAGAUCGGGAGAGGGAGAGGGAUAGUGGACGGGAUAGGCCGGAGAGGGGUUGGAGGAGAGUUGGGAGGAGAAGGAGCGAUGACAGUUUGAAGAGCGCCGCUAGCAAGAGCUCGGGCGAGGAUGGGCCACUGACGUUGGCAAGCUCGAUCGGCUACGGAUUUGGCAGCUCGUUCGCGUUUGCAAGUCCUUCGGCGUCGAGCUUUGCGACUCCACCUGGUCCAUACAGGACACCGGACUCGAGAAGACAGUCCGUACCGCCGUCCCAUGCAAGUAUCCCGGAGAUCGACGAAGGCACACUAUCGCGACAUGCGACGGACGGCCACCGAUCGACACCAGGGGCUUCGACUUCCACUACGCGCCCGUCGAGUUCGCGAACACGAACCUACACGAACGAGGACCGCGGCCGGGACAGUAAAGACAAGGACCGGGACAGCAAAGACUCUAAACGCGGGCGCGCCGCAGCGUUCUUCGAGGCCGUCCGCCCUGCUGCCAUGGUCCGCCGCUCGAGCAGCAAGCGACGCGAUAGCAGUCCCGGAGCCUUCGUUGCAACAGAAGCACCUCUCGAGCCCUCCUCAGCCGCCCCUGAUGGCGAAUUUCCGCUCGACAAUAGCUACAGCGCGCGCGAGGAGGGUUACUCGUACAUCCGCCGCGAAGAAGUCCGUGGGAAGCUUGUGCCGAACCGGCCGGGGAGUGAGGGCGGUGUGAUGCCUGCGCCGUUGAGGCCAAACAGGAGGAGAGAUAGUAACGGGAGGGAUAACCUGCCACAACGACCGUCUACGGCAGGCGCGGGGUCGCAUCUGCAACAUCAGCAUCACGAGUACGAGCGGGAUCGCGAGCGGGAACGGCAUUCAGGGCACGAGUUUGCGUACCUGCAUGGGGACCCGCACGCGUCUGCUUCCUUCACCCAGAUUCCGCAUAGCGCGAGCCAGCCUACGCUCCGACCCGCACCGCGCGAGUCGAGUUUAGCUGGGAUGCCAUCCAGCGCGAGCGCCAGUUCCGCAGCGCUCAACGGUCUAUCGCCCCCGCCUAUUCCUAGGCGCGCAGAGACGCGUGGUGAUCCUUCCUCGACACACUAUGGGUCUGGAGCCGGGAGUAGAGGAGGGAGCGCUAGCUCGCACAACGGCCCGCGUCCGCCUUCGCCGCGCGUCUCGUCAAAAUGGCUCACUCAGCCCCCGCGCUACGUCGUCACGGCCGUGCACGCCUGCACGCCGCCCGCAGCCGCUUUGUAUUGCGGUCUACCGUUCUUUGCGCUCAAGCGCGGCGAUGCAUUUGAGGUGUUGAGGGAAGCGGGGCAUCCGAGGGCCCAUAGAGAGAGGGGCAUACCGCUUUGGGUCGAAGAGGGAGGCGACGAUUGUUUGUUGCUUGUUAGGAAACCGGGGAGGGAUGGGGCGAAGGGCGAGUUGGGGUGGGCAUUGGCGAGUUUCAUGUGGCCUAUUGAUUGA
Peniophora sp. CBMAI 1063 is the source of this 3351-nucleotide messenger RNA. The record is from the annotation of a GenBank genome assembly. Lineage: Eukaryota; Fungi; Basidiomycota; Agaricomycetes; Russulales; Peniophoraceae.